Molecule: messenger RNA, 717 nt
Organism: Parnassius apollo (apollo)
Lineage: Eukaryota; Metazoa; Arthropoda; Insecta; Lepidoptera; Papilionidae
Source: the annotation of a GenBank genome assembly
AUGACUGCGUGUGAUGGUCAACCAUUUAACGUUUUUUUGCAAAUCAGAAUCUAUACGUAUGCUUUUUUUAAAAGUGGAUACGAAGCUUUGCCGAAAUCUCCGAACACAAUUAAGAAGAUUGUUAUAAAAAAAAGUGACCAGUUAAAACAAGAACUGAGAAAAGAAUUGUCGGUUUUAAAAGCAAAAGGACAGAAAUUUUCCGUCUCUCUUGAUGAGUGGACAUCAGCUAGUAACCGGCGUUAUGUGAAUAUUAACAUUCACUGCCCUAAUUUCAAUGGCAAUGACAAGCCUUUCAGAAACUUGGGAUUGGCAAGAAUUACAGGUAGAGGAACAUCGGAAAGAUGUAAUCAUAUUUUGCGGGUUAAAUUAGGGUCCUACGAUCUAUUUUUAGAAGAUGACGUAGUAGGUGUAGUGACAGACGGUGCUAGCGUUAUGACUGCCAUGGGUUGUCAAAUACCUUCAUUUCACCAAUUAUGCCUCGCACAUGGAAUUCAGUGUGCAGUGGUGGAUGUCAUAUAUAAGAACUUAUAUAGUCAGAGUGUAGAAACUGUCGAAAAUUCAAAAGAAAUAGACACAGAGGAGACAUUAUCUACAAUAGUAGAUUCAGAGGCAGAAGAAUCAGAAGAUGAAGAAACAGAUGAAAAUGACGAUGGACAAAGUUUUGUAGUUAGUAAUGCAGAAACCAGAAGUGAAUCCAGGCUUAAUGUCGAUUUUUAG